AUGGCACCAACUGCUGUAGAGGACAUUGUGGCAGACAUUCCUGCGGACACAGGCGCAGAGGCUGCUGAGGAUGAGCAUGAGGGAUUUCCGGGUGGUCCGAGCGACCCAUCCGAGCGUCCUGAGUUGAAGUUAUCUUCUCAUGGGAGGAAGGUCCAUAGUUUAGUCAGGCCUGUCCCUGCCAUUGAGGGACUUAUUGCUAGUACAGGACUAAGUCCUCUGAUCGCGUGUUCGGUAGACACCGGCGAUCGGGGACUUUUGUCCUCAUUUGUGGAGCGGUGGCACCGGGAGACGUCUAGUUUCCAUCUCCCGGUGGGAGAGCUCAUCAUCAUGCUGGACGACGUCUCCUUGCUUCUCCAUCUGCCCGUGAUUGGCGACUUACACGCCUUUGAGCCCUUGCACGUGGACGAUGUAGUUUAG
Glycine soja is the source of this 417-nucleotide messenger RNA. RefSeq names its product protein MAIN-LIKE 2-like. Bases 1 to 417 code for a protein of 138 amino acids. The transcript is spliced from 2 exons. Lineage: Eukaryota; Viridiplantae; Streptophyta; Magnoliopsida; Fabales; Fabaceae. The record is from RefSeq and is a predicted model, not a curated record.